UCUCUCUCCUCUUUCUUUCUCUCUCUACUCUCUUCUCUCUAUCUCUCUAGGAGACCCCCGGGGCCUGGUUUUUCCAACGAUUCAAAACCAGGUCCAGACCUAGAGGAGGUUCUCUCCAAUCUAGAUCUCGACCUUUCUCUGCAUUUUCUUUCAUUUUCUCGCACUUUCUCGCCGUUUCGUUCGUUUUCUCUCGGCUCCUGUGACCAUGAAUGACCUUUUAUCGGAAUCUUUUGAGAUCCCUCGGGGUCAAGCUUCUAGAGAGGGAGAUAUUGAAUUAGGAGAACGUGCUCUACAAAAUUCAGGGGAACUGGGAUUGGAAAAUUUCUUCAAGAAGGUUCAGGAGAUUGAUAAACAAAAUGACAAGCUGAACGUGCAACUCAAAAAACUCCAGGAUGCACAUGAGGAGUCAAAGGCUGUAACCAAGGCUGCUGCCAUGAAAGCAAUUAAAAAGCGAAUGGAGAAAGAUGUUGAUGAAGUUGGAAAAAUUGCCCGUUCUAUAAAAGCCAAAGUUGAAGAACUUGACAAAGAGAAUUUAGCCAAUAGGCAGAAGCCUGGAUGUGGAAAAGGAACAGGUGUAGAUCGAUCAAGAACUGCAACGACUGUUGCCUUGAAAAAGAAGUUCAAAGACAAGAUGGCUGAAUUUCAGGUCCUAAGAGAAUCCAUCCAUCAAGAAUAUCGGGAGGUGGUGGAAAGGCGUGUUUUUACAGUGACUGGCACAAGAGCUGAUGAGGAGACAAUUGACAGAUUAAUUGAGACUGGAGACAGUGAACAAAUUUUCCAGAAAGCAAUUCAGGAACAAGGACGAGGCCAGAUAAUGGACACAUUGGCUGAAAUUCAAGAGCGACAUGAUGCAGUUAGAGAAGUAGAGAGGAAGCUUCUUGAUCUACAGCAGAUAUUCUUAGAUAUGGCGGUGUUGGUAGACGCACAGGGGGACAUGCUUGACAAUAUAGAAUCACAGGUGUCUAGUGCGGUAGACCAUGUGCAGUCGGGUAACACUGCCCUCCAAAGGGCCAAGAAGCUACAAAGGAGCUCGAGAAAAUGGACGUGCAUUGCCAUCAUCAUCCUUCUUAUCAUUGUGGUGAUCAUAGUGGUGGCGGUGCUGAAGCCUUGGAGCAAGAAUGGUUCUUAGCUGCAUAGCUGCUGUUCUCACCAUAUGGGAUGUAUAAAAAUGUAAGAGUUAUGGCAUAUUGAAAAAACCUUUUGAACCCAGAUUGUUUCCAUAUAUCCUUAUUUCCUGGUCCAUGCUUUCUGAACCCGGCUCAUCUGUACUAUUUUUCAAUACUAAUGGUUGAGUGUGUGUUACAUACUUUGGAACGUUACCAUUAUUCUUUUAUUUGUAAAAAGGGUCUAUUCUAUUUCAUUUCAUAGGUUGUUUGCACACAA
Vitis riparia (riverbank grape) is the source of this 1383-nucleotide messenger RNA. Its product is annotated as syntaxin-132. Gene Ontology annotation, biological process: vesicle fusion; intracellular protein transport; exocytosis. The coding region runs from base 206 to 1129 and encodes 307 amino acids. Gene Ontology annotation, cellular component: SNARE complex; endomembrane system; plasma membrane. Lineage: Eukaryota; Viridiplantae; Streptophyta; Magnoliopsida; Vitales; Vitaceae. The transcript has 13 exons. Gene Ontology annotation, molecular function: SNAP receptor activity; SNARE binding. The record is from RefSeq and is a predicted model, not a curated record.